GUAGGAAGAAAGGUACCAGAGAUCACAUCUUCGUUUGGGUGUCACGCCUCUCUCUCCCUCUCCCCGAUUCUCUGAUUCUCUCGUGUUUUUUCCUUUGCUGAUCUGACCAGCUUAAAAACCCUAAGAGUUUGCUAAAAUAUUUUGAGAAUCUUUAGUUAUAGCAUUGGUUUGAUGGGAGAGAUCGGAUUAUUCCGGUAGAAUAAGCCAAAUUUUGGCGUGAUUGGUCGAAAUCCGGCGUGAGUUCCCGACGGUCGUGAUCGGUGCGUCUGUUUGUUGUCUUAUACGCAUGAGCUGGUUCGUUAACCUGGGGAUUUCUUCGAAUUCGAACCAUUUCAUCACCUGCCUCUUGAUUUUUAUCCUCCAUUAUUCGCCUCAGUUGCCUCCUGCCUUGUUUAAAUUUGAGAAGCCAUUGGAGCCUAGAUUAAAUUCAGAACAAUAUGGAGUCGAGAUAUCAGAGUAAUCGCCAAUUGAAGAGAGCUGCUUGCUACUCAACUGUUGGGGGAAGGCAAUCCUCACCUUCUGUCAUUGUCAUAGGUGGUGGCUUUUCUGGUAUUGCGGCUGCUCGUGCUCUCCAUGAUGCCUCCUUUCAGGUUGUUUUGUUGGAAUCACGGGAUAGAAUUGGAGGUCGUGUAUACACCGACUAUAGUUUUGGUUUUCCUGUUGACUUGGGUGCAUCAUGGUUGCAUGGAGUUUGCAAAGAGAAUCCUUUGGCACCUGUGAUUGGAAGACUCGGACUACCUCUCUAUCGUACUAGUGGAGAUAACUCUGUACUGUAUGACCAUGAUUUGGAGAGCUAUGCACUCUUUGAUACCAAUGGGAAUCAAGUUCCUCAAGAACUGGUGACAAAGGUUGGUGAAGUAUUUGAGAACAUUUUAAAAGAGACAGACAAAGUCAGGCAGGAGCAGAGUGAUGACAUAUCAAUAAGCCGUGCUGUUUCAAUUGUUUUUGAAAGGCGGUCAGAUCUGAGGCAAGAAGGUCUUGCUUACAAGGUAUUGCAGUGGUACUUGUGUAGAAUGGAAGGUUGGUUUGCUGCAGAUGCAGAUACCAUCUCACUUAAUGGCUGGGAUCAGGAAGUACUGCUUCCAGGUGGCCAUGGACUAAUGGUUCGGGGUUACCGCCCAGUUAUAAACACUCUUGCUAAAGGUCUUGACAUUCGUUUAGGCCACAGGGUUACAAAGGUUGUUCGACGAUAUAAUGGAGUCCAAGUCAUCACUGAGGAUGGUACAACAUUUGUAGCCGAUGCAGCUGUUAUUUCUGUUCCCCUUGGAGUAUUGAAAGCCAAAAUCAUUGAGUUCGAACCAAGGCUACCAGAAUGGAAAGAAGAAGCCAUAGAAGGCCUUGGAAUUGGGAUAGAGAACAAGAUAGUUCUACACUUUGACAAGAUUUUCUGGCCAAAUGUGGAGUUCUUGGGAGUGGUUGCUUCUACUACAUAUGGAUGCAGCUACUUCCUAAAUCUUCACAAAGCAACAGGUCAUCCUGUCCUUGUGUAUAUGCCUGCAGGACAGCUCGCCCAAGACAUAGAGAAGAUGUCUGAUGAAGCUGCUGCAAAUUUUGCAUUUAUGCAACUCAAGAAGAUACUUCCAGAUGCUUGUGAACCAAUUCAAUAUCUUGUCUCUCACUGGGGAGCGGAUGUCAAUUCGCUUGGAUCAUAUAGCUAUGAUAGAGUAGGGAAAUCCCAUGAUCUGUAUGAGAGGCUAAGGAUCCCUGUAGACAAUCUCUUCUUUGCUGGGGAGGCAACAAGUAUGGCCUAUCCAGGGUCUGUCCAUGGAGCAUUCUCCACUGGACUGAUGGCUGCCGAGGACUGCAGAAUGCGUGUCCUAGAAAGGUACGGGCAGUUGGAUUUGUUCAACCCUGUCAUGGGUGAAGAGACGGCAUCUGUGUCUGUCCCUCUUCUCAUCUCUCGGAUGUAAUUAAUUAAUCUACGUAAAUCUGGAUAGCCUUUUUGAUUGGAAUCCAUGUAAACAUGGGAAAUCCAUUGUUUUCUUAGGAUUUCCCAGGCAUUUCCAAGUGAUGUGUUUUCAUUGUCGAGUAAGCUAGUGUGUGUGUGUCUCUGAGUAUGUGGACUUAUUUUCUUGUCAGUAUGUAGACUGUUUCUCGAGAAAUACGCUCACUUCAUAAGUGGGAGUUAUAGUUAUUAUUGGACUGCAGCAGAUAAAUAGAUUACUACUAUAAGAAGAGAUUUUAAGACA
Molecule: messenger RNA, 2189 nt
Organism: Nelumbo nucifera (sacred lotus)
Lineage: Eukaryota; Viridiplantae; Streptophyta; Magnoliopsida; Proteales; Nelumbonaceae
Source: RefSeq, a predicted model, not a curated record